This is a messenger RNA of Sclerotinia borealis F-4128, 3549 nucleotides long. The record is from the annotation of a GenBank genome assembly. Lineage: Eukaryota; Fungi; Ascomycota; Leotiomycetes; Helotiales; Sclerotiniaceae.
AUGGCACCAACACGCUCUUCACGCAAUAGUGGCGUCGAUACAGAUACCUCCAUGGCGGAUGCUUCCGAAAUUAAGCAGCUGCCUGUUGACCCUAUGGAUGUCGAUGAAACCCCAGAUUUCACAGAAGAUUCUGACACCAAUCCAAAUACAACAGAAAGCAGUGUUCAUGGUGACGCAUUAACAGCAGACGGACGAAAACGAAGAUCAGAAGCCACUCAAUUACGUCGGAGUGUUUUUGGCAAAAAACAUGACCGUCUUGGUGAAUCUAAGGAAGACGACUCCAUUCGACGUUUCCGAUAUCUUCUUGGCUUAACAGAUUUGUUUAGGCAUUUCAUCGAAACGAAUCCAAACCCGCGCAUUCAGGAGAUUAUGCACGAGAUUGAUCGCCAAAAUGAAGAAGCUGAACAGAAAAAGAAAAUUGCAGAUAGAAAGGGUGGCGCAGCCAACGACAGACGCCGCAGAACAGAGGCAGAAGAAGACGCAGAGCUCCUUAAAGACGAAAAGGCUGGAGGAUCUGCAGAAACGGUAUUUCGCGAAUCGCCGGGUUUCAUUCAGGGGGAGAUGCGAGACUACCAAGUUGCCGGGUUGAAUUGGCUGGUUUCUCUUCACGAAAACGGUAUUUCAGGAAUUCUUGCAGAUGAGAUGGGUCUAGGAAAGACUUUGCAAACAAUCGCAUUUUUAGGCUACCUCAGACAUAUCAUGGAUACCACUGGUCCCCAUCUAAUCGUCGUCCCGAAAUCUACGCUUGAUAAUUGGAGGAGGGAGUUUACAAGAUGGACACCGGAGGUCAAUGUUUUGGUACUCCAGGGAGCGAAGGAUGAGCGCAAUAUUCUGAUCAACGAGCGACUUAUUGAUGAAAAGUUUGACGUCUGUAUCACGAGUUACGAAAUGAUUCUUAGAGAGAAAUCUCACUUGAAGAAAUUUGCUUGGGAAUACAUCAUUAUUGACGAGGCCCAUCGCAUCAAAAACGAGGAGUCUUCCCUUGCGCAAGUCAUUCGUUUAUUUAAUUCACGGAACCGACUUUUGAUAACUGGUACCCCGUUGCAAAACAAUUUGCAUGAGUUGUGGGCCCUUCUCAACUUUUUGCUUCCAGAUGUUUUCGGUGAUGCGGAUGCAUUUGAUCAAUGGUUUUCUGGCCAGCAAGAAGAUCAAGAUACCGUUGUACAGCAAUUGCAUCGCGUAUUGCGCCCCUUUUUGCUUCGUCGAGUCAAGGCCGAUGUCGAAAAGAGUUUAUUGCCCAAGAAGGAGAUUAAUCUGUACAUUGGUAUGUCCGAUAUGCAGGUCAAAUGGUACAAGAAGAUUCUGGAGAAGGAUAUCGACGCAGUCAAUGGAGCUGGUGGCAAACGCGAAUCGAAAACGCGGCUUUUGAACAUUGUCAUGCAACUUCGAAAGUGCUGCAAUCAUCCGUAUCUGUUCGAGGGUGCCGAACCUGGUCCACCUUACACUACCGAUGAACAUUUGGUCUUCAAUGCUGGAAAGAUGGUCAUGUUAGACAAACUUCUUACACGCAUGAAGAAGGCUGGCAGUCGAGUCCUGAUCUUCUCCCAGAUGAGCAGACUUUUAGACAUCCUUGAAGACUACUGUGUUUUCCGCGAGUUCAAGUAUUGCCGAAUUGAUGGUGGCACAGCCCACGAGGACCGUAUCUCAGCCAUCGAUGAUUACAACAAGCCAGACAGUGAGAAAUUUGUCUUCCUUUUGACUACCAGAGCUGGUGGUCUUGGUAUCAAUUUAACCAGUGCCGAUAUUGUUGUACUGUACGACAGUGAUUGGAAUCCGCAGGCAGAUUUGCAAGCUAUGGACCGAGCACAUCGUAUUGGACAAACGAAACAAGUUGUGGUAUACCGAUUCGUUACUGAGAAUGCCAUCGAGGAAAAGGUUUUAGAACGUGCUGCGCAGAAGUUACGUCUGGAUCAACUUGUUAUCCAACAAGGUCGUGCCCAGAUCGCUGCUAAGGCAGCUGCCAAUAAGGAUGAUCUCUUGAAUAUGAUCCAGCACGGAGCCGAAAAGGUUUUCGCAACGGCUGGACCAACAGGUGCUCUUGCUGAAAAGGGUACAGAUCUUGACGAUGACGAUAUUGAUGAGAUUUUGAAGCAUGGCGAGAAGCGUACUGCAGAGCUCAAUGCUCGUUACGAGAAACUCGGUAUCGAUGACCUUCAAAAUUUCACAUCUGAAUCUGCUUACCAGUGGGAUGGUAAGGAUUUCAGUCACCAGAAGAAGGAUAUCGGUAUAACCUGGAUUAAUCCUGCCAAACGUGAGCGCAAGGAGCAAUCUUAUUCCAUGGAUAAAUACUAUAAACAAGCUUUGUCUACUGGCGGUCGGGUUGCAGACCCAAAACCCAAAGCACCUAAGGCCCCCAAACAAGUCACAGUCCAUGAUUACCAAUUCUUUCCACCAACACUACGAGAUUUGCAGGAUCGCGAAACUGCAUUUCAUCGUAAAGAAAUUGGUUACAAGGUUCCUCUACCAGAUGGUGCAGACGAAGAUCUCUCGGACCGGGAGGCCGAACGUAACUUGGAACAACUGGAGAUUGACAAUGCUACUCCUCUUACCGAAGAAGAGCAAGAAGAGAAGCAACUUCUAUCUCAGCAAGGUUUCGCUGAAUGGAAUCGUCGAGAUUUUCAACAAUUCAUCAACGGUUCUGCAAAAUAUGGCCGUAAGGAUUUCAACAUGAUUGCUGAGGAAGUGGACAGCAAGGAAGUAGAAGAUAUCAAAGGUUAUGCCAAUAUUUUUUGGCAACGAUACACCGAAAUUGCGGAUUAUGCCAAAUACAUCGGUUUGAUUGAAGCUGGUGAAGAGAAAACGAGAAAGAUGGAUCAUCAACGAAAGAUGUUGCGCAAGAAAAUGCAACAAUAUCGAGUGCCAUUGCAACAGCUCAAGAUCAACUACUCAGUAUCGACUACAAACAAAAAGGUCUAUACUGAGGAGGAAGAUCGUUUCUUGCUUGUUCUUCUAGACAAGUAUGGAGUUGAUAGCGAUGGUAUCUAUGAACGAAUUCGUGAUGAUAUUCGUGAAAGUCCCCUUUUUCGAUUUGAUUGGUUCUUCUUGAGCAGAACCCCUAUCGAGAUUAGCAGAAGAUGCACAACACUUUUGACCACGGUUGCAAGGGAAUUUGACGAGCCAGCUGCAGUCAAAGCUUCAAAUGGUAUUGCAAAUGGCAAGGCCAAAAGAGAACCUGAAGAUGAUGAGAAUGACGAGGAUAGUGUAUUGGGCAUGGCACCUGCUAAAAAGAAGUCGAAAAAUGGUAACAAGGCACUUGAUAGCGUCAAGUCUACUGUUGGUAGCAAGGCAGCUUCAGCAACUCCAUCUUCAAGAGCUUCAAGUGUUCUUUCAAAUGUAUCAAGUCCAGCACCAGUUUCGGCUUCUAAGAGCAAGUCUAAGGGUGUGGAAGAACUUUUGAUACGCGAUGAUGAUGAUGAUGAUGAUGAUGAUGAUGAUGCUGUGAGUGAUGAUGCUGUGAGAGGAUACGUGGAGGGUGCGAGGUCACGGUGGAGUGGUAAUGAAAUGUACCUAUGGACAUGGUCUACCUCAUUCGUUGAUAUGUCUUAUUAA